Daphnia pulex (common water flea) is the source of this 5559-nucleotide messenger RNA. Its product is annotated as diacylglycerol kinase theta-like. Gene Ontology annotation, molecular function: ATP-dependent diacylglycerol kinase activity. NCBI's taxonomy places the organism in Eukaryota, Metazoa, Arthropoda, Branchiopoda, Diplostraca, Daphniidae. Gene Ontology annotation, biological process: intracellular signal transduction; diacylglycerol metabolic process; lipid phosphorylation. Bases 1796 to 4708 code for a protein of 970 amino acids. The transcript is spliced from 18 exons. The record is from RefSeq and is a predicted model, not a curated record.
GGUAAAUUCGUUCGACAUUGACUGUGUGCGACCUCUAUAUUUCAGCUGCUUCUCAGCAAACAAAAGAACAACAAAAACGGGGGAUAGGUGAGAGAUGGCGCUCAGGUGGGCGGACCUUUCCCUUAGACACAUCAGAUCUCUUUUCGCUCUCGUUGUGCAAACAUCAUGUCGGAUCCCGAACAGUCAAGCGAUUCUAGCUCAAAUUCUAGUAGUUCAGGCUCCGACUCAUCAAGAAGAGGAGGCGUAAAGAAAUUUCGUCUCUCAAGUGAAAAGUCAGCUAGUUUGGCCGACUGGGUCGUAUCGGGUUUAGAUGACACUCGAGCGAAAAGUGCUAGAGAGGCCUUUAGACCCAAACUAAAGAAGAACGCCGACCUGCUGAUCAACCCCAAUCUAGAUGAUGCAUUCUACAUCCGGCUGAAGGCAGUUAAGUCAUCUUCGGCAGCCAAGGUCAACAUCGACCCAAUCGAGAAAAUCUACAGGAACCAAACCUUCAAGAUCCUUGACUUAGUCAAGCCCAUCAUGUUUCUAGCAAGUCGGCUCAAGAAAAAGAAGAAAUCCCGAGCCGACGCCAAGGCGGUCAAAACAGCUCUGAAGCUCUGGGCGGUGGUGUACCACGACAUCACGAACGCGCGACGCCGCAACAUUCUGGCCCAAAUCUACCCGCAGAAUAUUGGACUGCUAGACGACAAAGCUGUCCUGCCAACGGGUGGAGAACACCUCUUCGGUCCGAAGUUCACCCAGGCCCUGGUCGAGCAAGUGAAAACUCUGAACGCUCUCGAAAACGCGGGAGCCCCUCGCGCGCCCGGAUCUAAAGGUGGUCAUGAUCAACGCCAAUCGAAUCGCGAUUUCAGCCACCCCCCUUCAUCUUCAGGCGGUCGCUAUUCCAAUUUUAAAGGAUCUCGAUACAACAAUGAUAGCCGCAGAUCCAAUUUCGACCGUGGCUCACCCAAUCCCGCCAAUAAAGGCGAUCAGAACAACAACAACAAAUAGGCCAUUUGAACCAUGGAUCACCUUACACAUUUUCCGUUAAGCCAGAUCCACAGUUUGUUUUUGCUUCCAAUUCUGAUGUGUCUAAGGGAAAGGUCCGCCCACCUGAGCGCCAUCUCUCACCUAUCCCCCGUUUUUGUUGUUCUUUUGUUUGCUGAGAAGCAGCUGAAAUAUAGAGGUCGCACACAGUCAAUGUCUUCACUCCAUUCCCCCAACAAUCCAAAUUGCUCAUCGCGAGCUAAAGCUCGCUCGAACAAUUUACAAAUUAAAGUGAUAGUUUGUAGGAAGUGAAGUGUUCAUAUCGCGUAGGAGUGCGGUUUUCUUUUAAGUUGGUCGAUCACAUUAGGUUUCCAGGCCUUUACAAUUUUAGUUGUUGUAGCUACUUCUCUGCUGAUGUGAUGUGCUCAUUAUCAAUGCAGUUUGAUUAUCAAUCAGAAUCGGCGAAUAGCAAAAAACCAAAAACUGGAAGUCACUGUUACAUUAGUCAGUUCAGUGAGGUUAAGAAAUAUGGAUAAUCUCAUAUGGCAUCGUUAAUUAAUGACCUAUAGAUAACAUUGUGUAGCGGCAGUUAGUGUCAGUGGUUUCACUGGUUUGUGCAAAAGGAACGAUUUUGCCUAGUGGUGCUUUAACGUGUCUUUGUGGUAACUGCUUCAAACUUUAAAUACCCUGUUCGACUUGAUAAGUGUGAACACAGUCUGGUGUGAAUGAGCGUCGUAUUUUUCAAGUUACAAAUAUUUGCACCCACGCAAAGUGAAAGAGACAAUCGUUGAAAUUAAUUGAAUUCGUGUUAUCGACAACUUUGAGAAAAAUGGCAACUGGCGGAGAGGAUCCAUGGCCAACAACUGGGAGUCAUGGACAUUACUUUCUUAAGAAGAAUUUUCAUAAGCCCUCCUAUUGUCACCAUUGUUCAGAUUUGGUGUGGGGACUUCUCGGACAGGGAUACGUAUGUGAAGUUUGCAAUUUCGUCGUGCACGAUCGCUGCCUUAAGGGAGUUGUAUCACCGUGUAUCCACAUCGCCACGGCACUUAUCGAGACACCGGUUGCACAUUUCUGGGCAGAAUCCAAUCAUCACAGCCAAAAGCGUCGAUUUUGUAACGUCUGUCGUAAACGUUUGGACGAUACCUAUUCUUUCCGAUGUGAAGUUUGUGACUAUCAUGUGCACGCUGAAUGUCAAGACGGAGCAUUGCCAAAUUGCCGACAAGCUUCUACAUACACUCCUGGAUGGACAUUGGAAGAGAUUCGACCAACGCAUUAUUGGCGUGAAGGAAACUUACCCACCGGAGCAAAAUGCAUACUUUGCCGUAAAUCUUGUUGGAGCGCUGAAUGCCUGGCCGGAUGGAAAUGUGAAUGGUGUGGCUUGGCGGUGCAUUCUAUGUGCUACAAAUCUGUCAAUCCAGAAUGCAACUAUGGAAUCCUUGCACCAAGUCUUUUGCCACCACACGCCGUCAGUAAUAAUUGUCAUACAGUUGCACUGGAAACACUGAUAGGUUCACAACCAAGGAGGAGGGAGACCGCAUCCCCUCGCAGUAUUUCAGAAGAUUUUUCGAGUGGAGGAGGUGGCGAAGCCGCUACUAAAUCAUUCCGAGAAACUGAUGACAAUUACUGUCAAAGCAGAGAGCGAGAUCGAUCUAGAGAACGUGAUGACCGAGACGAAGAAUUAAUUAAAGUUUAUGACGGGAUUGCUUCAUUCCGUCAUCAUAGCUACAAACUGAUUUCAGUUCCUAGACACACUAGCGUGGAACAACUAGUAGCUGCUGCAAUGUGGGCAUUUCAUCUGACGGGCGAUCCUGGGGAUUAUUAUCUAACAGACCUGUGUGGAAAUUCUGAAAAAGAAGUUGAAGAUCCAUAUCCAAUUCCUUUGUUAACGCGAGUUGAUGGAAGAAAACCAGCGUUAUUACUUCGUUUUAGGGAGUCUACCGAUUCUGGUUGGGUUCGCGUUCACGCUGGAAGACUGCAAGUUUCAGAAUCCCCUAAGCUUGUACCCGUGAGUAGUGGUACCAGCGCUGCUAGUCUACUCAGUGAAUCACUGCCAUUGUUUGGAUUGGAAUCAGCAAAUCCAGAUGAUUUUUCGGUUACUGAAAUAAUUAUGCAUAAAGGAGUUUCGGAACGAGUUCUCGGUAGAGAAGAAAUUCCAUGGGAGUCGCUUAAGCAGAUUGGUCGUGAAUCCCUUCGGCAAAUGCAGCGCACUCGAUUCUACCUUCAACCUAAGGAAGUUCCGUGUGGCGAAAAUUUGGCUGUGUUCGUAAGCAAUUUACCAUUUAAUCUCUCUCAGCGUCAGUAUGAAAAGAUUCUACUUGAUAUUCUUGGAAAAGAAAACAAAUAUUCUUUGAUUGGGCCCAUAUAUUACGAGUAUGGUUCGAUGGUUUUAACAUACCAGAAAUUUGACGAUGCCAUCCAGGCUUGCUACACCUUAAAAGAUGCGAUUUAUGAGGAGCGAAAUUUAUCAGCUGCUCUUUUGCCAAAUAUAAUACCUCAAUUGAUUCCUCCCGAAGUUCAACCUCUUUUAGUCUUCGUAAACGUAAAAUCAGGAGGCUGUCAAGGCCUUGAACUUGUGACGAGCUUUCGCAAGCUCUUAAACCCAUAUCAAGUUUACGAUCUUGACAUUGGUGGCCCAUUACCAGGCCUCUAUGUUUUCCGCCACGUGAAAGAUUACCGUAUUCUGGUCUGCGGAGGUGACGGCACUAUAGGUUGGGUUUUACAAUGUCUAGAUAAUGUUGGUCAGGACAGUGAAUGUUCUUCGCCCCCUUGUGCCAUUGUUCCUCUUGGCACUGGAAAUGAUUUGGCCCGCGUAUUACGUUGGGGAUCAGGUUAUACUGGGGGAGAAGAUCCAUUAAACCUUCUACGGGAUGUAAUUGACGCCGAGGAAAUCCGACUUGAUAGAUGGACAGUUGUUUUCCAUCCUUCAGACGAGAAAUUAUCUGAAGACUGUAAGAAUAGUUGUGGAACAAGUGGUGUUAUGUCCACUUCGACAGCUAUAUCAAAUGAAGAUAAUACCCAAAUAUUUGUUAUGAAUAAUUAUUUCGGCAUUGGGAUCGAUGCUGAUCUUUGCUUAGAUUUCCAUAAUGCCAGAGAAGAAAAUCCAAAUAAGUUCAAUAGUCGAUUACACAACAAAGGUGUCUACGUAAAGAUGGGAAUACGCAAGAUGAUGGGGCGAAAAAUGUGCAAAGAUAUGCAUAAGGAAAUUCGGUUAGAAGUGGAUGGAAAAAUGGUUGAAUUACCUCCUGUCGAAGGAAUAAUUAUUCUAAACAUAUUGAGUUGGGGAUCUGGCGCUAACCCGUGGGGGUUUGAGCGUGAUGACCAAUUCUCCAUGCCUAAUCACUGGGAUGGUAUGCUUGAAGUAGUAGGGGUUACUGGUGUUCUUCAUUUGGGCCAAAUUCAAUCGGGAUUACGAUCAGCUAUUAGAAUUGCACAGGGUGGGCAUAUUAGAAUACGAAUGAACAGUGAGUUACCUAUUCAAGUUGAUGGUGAGCCAUGGAUUCAGUGUGCUGGUGAAAUAGUUGUUCUGAAAUCUGCAUUGAAGGCUACUAUGUUAAAGAAGAAAAAAGGGAACAACCCAUCUAACAGUGGUGGCAGUAGCGGUAACCAUACCAGUGGAAGUAGUAAAGCUCGUUUUCCAGCAUCAAUUCAAGCAAAAACAGACUUAGAUAACUGUGGAUUUGACGAUUCUCAAAAUGCUGAAGGGUGUAGCAACAAAACGCAGAUCUAUUCAACAACCGUCUAAAAAAAUUUGAAAAUCAAUUCAAUUUGCAAAACAAUUUUAGUCCAUUACUUCAGAAUGUUCGAAUUUAUUUGACACGCAGACUUCAGUAUAGAUUCGGAAUUUUGAGUGAGUGGAUUAAUCCCGAGAUGUUUAUGAACUCUUUCCGAAAUAUCCUAACUUCUACAACAAGAUUUUCUACGUUGCUACAAUAAUACUUCUCAAUUUCUUUUCAAAUUUUUAUGUUAAAAGUUUAUUUUAAAAAUAGUUUUUUGUGCUACUUUUAUGUUGGCCUAUUUUCAUAUAGUUCUGCGUCCACUAAAAUUCUCGUAAUUAUGUUUCAUUUGCUUAUUUAGACGCAAAUUCUGAAUCUCGUCAUUCCAUUCCCAAUUUUAUCAUAUAAAACUAUCAGUCAAGCUGUCGUAAGUAAAUCGAGGAAUAAUGUUAUAAGACUUUGAAACUUAAAUCAGCAACCAUCUCUAGAAAAUAAUAUUCCUCUUGAGAACUUCCUACAUUUUAGAUGAAUUAAUUUCACUUAAUUCGUUUAAUUAGAUCACAUAUAUAUACAUCAAAGUAUAUAUGUAUCUGCUAUGCAGGAAUUUAAUUGAAUUAAAGAAAAAGAAUGUGUUUAGAAGCCAAAAAUAUUUGGAUGCAUGAUAUGGCUAGCUGGAAUACCAAAUUUAUAAUACAUACAUUUAUUAAACAUAAUAAUCUAGUCAAGAACGUUAAAUGAAAGCUAAGUUUUACUGCUAAAAACUAAGUAAAUUUUGAAGUUCAUGGGUAUUUAUUUUAAAUCUAUUAUUCACAAAUGGCACAUUUUAAAUGUUUUAUGUCUUUUCUAUGUAUGUCUUAGAUAUAUACUUUGAUUUGGCCCA